CAGGUAAAAGGAGGCGCUGCCACGUGUCAAACUUCGCGCCGAGCAAGGCUGCUGUCUUGGCCUUUCCAGCCGCCAGACCUGUCGCGAGCUUCCGCUUAUCCCACGCAAGCAAGCAAGCUUGGAACAGGGAUACGUGGAAUGCAGCUAGAAUGAAGCCGUGGCGCGGGACGCUUGAGAGCCCGCCUCGGCAUGGCGUGGCGUGGUGUCGCUGGGAGCUGGAAGAAAGCUGGACUCGACGAAAGCUGGGCCCCGCCGCUCGUCACUCGCAUGCCGACGCGAGUAAAGCUGGAAGCUGGACGGCGAGAAAGCGGCCUCGUUCGCCCCGCAGAUGGGCGCUGGACGCUGGACGCCAGAUUGAGAGACCGACGUCGUCACACCCCCCGAAGUGUGGAGUGCUUCUGCUUGAAAUUCCUGCUUCGGCUCGCUACGUGCAGAGAUGCUGCGGGCUGCCGAGAGCACGCGGCGAUGACGAACUGCGACUGCGACGGGAGGUGCUGGCGGAAGGGGAAGCGGCCGUAGCGAGACCGAUCGCCACGGGAUUGGCAGCCAUAGCGGAGCGGAUCGCGGAAUCGUGACGAGAAAGGGAAAGGCGUCUGCCGCUGCAGCCGAGUCGGUUGAGAAAGAUAAAGGAUCGGUGGGGAGGGGUGGAGGAUUCGUGCAGCGAGGAGCUGCAGCGAGCGAGGGGGGAGAACGAGGCACUGGCGGAUCGAGCCCCGUCGGAAAGGCGAGUGGCGCGCGUGGCGGGAAGGCGCGUGGGGGGUUAAAGCGGGUUUCGGCGGAGAAGGGGCGGAUUCUCGGAGAGGAG
Messenger RNA from Closterium sp. NIES-67, 805 nucleotides. The record is from the annotation of a GenBank genome assembly. Lineage: Eukaryota; Viridiplantae; Streptophyta; Zygnematophyceae; Desmidiales; Closteriaceae.